Mus caroli (Ryukyu mouse) is the source of this 3638-nucleotide messenger RNA. RefSeq names its product 3'-phosphoadenosine 5'-phosphosulfate synthase 2 (gene Papss2). Gene Ontology annotation, molecular function: ATP binding; adenylylsulfate kinase activity; sulfate adenylyltransferase (ATP) activity. Gene Ontology annotation, biological process: 3'-phosphoadenosine 5'-phosphosulfate biosynthetic process; sulfate assimilation. NCBI's taxonomy places the organism in Eukaryota, Metazoa, Chordata, Mammalia, Rodentia, Muridae. The record is from RefSeq and is a predicted model, not a curated record.
UGGAGUGUGAGGUUACCUUCUCUUCCCCAUUCCCAUUCACACCCAACUCACAGACCUUCACAGACUCUGCAGCCCGUUCAUUCACCCCCAGGCCAGCAAAGCCAGUUUGUAAAUAAUUCCAAGGCCAUGUGUAGAAGCCGGGUACUCUCAACAUCAGAUAUCAUAUCUUGGAGGAAGUUACCUAAACCCUGAAGAAUUAUCAUGUCUGCAAAUUUCAAAAUGGACCAUAAAAGAGACCAGCAAAAAUCCACCAAUGUGGUCUACCAGGCCCAUCAUGUGAGCAGGAACAAGAGAGGACAAGUGGUUGGAACCAGGGGAGGAUUCCGAGGAUGUACCGUGUGGCUAACAGGUCUCUCUGGUGCUGGAAAAACAACCAUAAGCUUUGCUUUGGAAGAGUACCUUGUAUCUCAUGCCAUCCCAUGUUACUCCCUGGAUGGGGACAAUGUCCGUCAUGGCCUUAAUAAGAACCUGGGAUUCUCUGCCGGGGACCGAGAAGAGAAUAUCCGUCGGAUUGCGGAGGUGGCCAGGCUCUUUGCCGACGCCGGCCUGGUUUGCAUCACCAGCUUUAUCUCUCCUUUUGCAAAGGAUCGUGAGAAUGCCCGAAAAAUCCACGAAUCAGCAGGACUCCCGUUCUUUGAGAUCUUUGUAGAUGCGCCUUUAAAUAUCUGUGAAAGCCGAGACGUAAAAGGACUCUACAAACGAGCCCGAGCAGGAGAGAUUAAAGGGUUUACAGGCAUCGACUCUGAUUAUGAGAAACCUGAAACUCCAGAGUGUGUGCUGAAGACCAACUUGUCUUCAGUAAGCGACUGUGUGCAACAGGUGGUGGAACUUUUGCAAGAGCAGAACAUUGUACCCCACACCACCAUCAAAGGCAUCCACGAACUCUUUGUGCCAGAAAACAAAGUUGAUCAAGUCCGAGCUGAGGCAGAGACUCUCCCAUCACUAUCAAUUACCAAGCUGGAUCUGCAGUGGGUGCAGAUUCUGAGUGAAGGCUGGGCCACUCCCCUCAAAGGCUUUAUGCGGGAGAAGGAGUACUUGCAAACUCUACACUUCGACACACUACUGGACGGCGUGGUUCCCAGUGAUGGAGUCAUCAACAUGAGCAUUCCCAUUGUAUUGCCCGUUUCUGCGGAUGACAAGGCCCGGCUCGAAGGGUGCAGCAAAUUUGCCCUGGUGUACGAAGGUCGGAGGGUCGCUCUAUUACAGGACCCUGAAUUCUAUGAACAUAGGAAAGAGGAGCGUUGUUCUCGUGUGUGGGGAACAGCCACUGCAAAGCACCCCCAUAUCAAAAUGGUGAUGGAAAGUGGGGACUGGCUUGUUGGUGGAGACCUACAGGUGCUAGAGAGAAUAAGGUGGGACGAUGGGCUGGACCAAUAUCGCCUUACGCCUCUGGAGCUCAAACAGAAGUGUAAAGACAUGAAUGCUGAUGCCGUGUUUGCAUUCCAGCUGCGCAAUCCUGUCCACAACGGCCAUGCCCUCCUGAUGCAGGACACCCGCCGCAGGCUCCUGGAGAGGGGUUACAAGCACCCAGUCCUCCUGCUCCACCCUCUUGGGGGCUGGACCAAGGACGAUGACGUACCUCUGGAAUGGAGGAUGAAACAGCAUGCAGCUGUACUGGAGGAAAGGGUCCUGGAUCCCAAGUCAACUAUUGUUGCCAUCUUUCCAUCUCCUAUGUUAUACGCUGGUCCCACAGAGGUCCAGUGGCAUUGCAGGUGCCGGAUGAUUGCAGGAGCCAAUUUCUACAUUGUGGGUAGGGAUCCCGCAGGAAUGCCCCAUCCUGAGACAAAGAAAGACCUAUAUGAACCCACCCACGGGGGCAAGGUCUUGAGUAUGGCCCCUGGUCUUACCUCUGUGGAAAUCAUUCCGUUCCGAGUGGCUGCCUACAAUAAAAUUAAAAAGGCCAUGGACUUUUAUGAUCCAGCAAGGCACGAGGAGUUUGACUUCAUCUCAGGAACUCGCAUGAGGAAGCUCGCCCGGGAAGGAGAAGAUCCCCCAGAUGGCUUCAUGGCCCCGAAAGCGUGGAAAGUGUUGACAGAUUACUACAGGUCUCUGGAGAAGACCAACUAGGUGCUCCUGGCUCUGGCUUCUUUCUCAAGUGCUCUCUGACGAUUAUUUUUUUUCUAUUUUUGUGAUUUAGCUGCUCUGUAUUCAGUUGCUUCUCGGUGACUUUUUAAAGCUAGUAUUUUUGCAAUGAAGUAAAAGGCUGUACCCAUAAUUUAAAACCAAGUUCAUUAUGUCUAUGAAGCUCACACUGGAGACUGAGUCUUAGGUGAAAGCAAUAUCGUUGUACGUUCCAGAAUGAAAGCACUCUCACUGUACUUCAUCUCAGCCGGUAUGUCUCAGAUUUCUUAAAAAUGUGACUGUGUGGCUAGCUGCCUAGCCCAGAACAGAAUCGUACUUUCCAGCUUACUUGUGCCAGCCUGGAAUCUCAAUGUCACUUACCAAAAGAAAACACACACACACACACACUGUCGCUUUGAAGGAAAUGUGUUUUACAUCAGGACUCUUACUUCAUGACUACACAUACCCUCACGGCCCAAUGGACGAGCUGAAGAUGCAACUGGAAGAAAAAUAUGUGUGAAGAUGUGAAUUAAGUCUUAAGGAACAAUGUAAUUUAUGUCUGCCAUGAAAAUGUCAUCAUCCAAUAGCGAGAGACGCUCUAACGGCCUUCUAUGAAUAGUUACUCUAGUUUGGCUGGUACUUUUCAAAAGCAUGGUAUGCUUGGAUCAAAACAAUUUUUCCCCCACAGACUAAACCACCAGGAUAUAUUGUAGACUACUUUCCCCACACUUUGCGGUGGCCAUAGUUAUUAUAGAAGCACCUAAGUGAUCGCUGUAAUCAAAACCAAUCCACAUAUUAAUGAGAAGCUAAAACUUGAUUUAAAAUAUAAAAUCCAAACAUCAUCCUAGUGAAGAUAUAUACACAUAAGUUUUGAGAGCUGCUGAACAUGUAAUAUACAAAGUUGACAUUAGUGAAUACUGCCGACACUGAAAGACUGCCCAGCCCACCAUCCUCCUAAGCUAGGGCCCUGCCUACCCUAGACAACACAGGGACAGGUUCCGAUUUCCUGAAGCUACUUAGUGAAGCUCUCCUUGAGGAUGCUAAAAAGCAACCACCUUGGAGACCGACGGUUUAGGGUAUCCCAAACUCUUGAUGUUGUAAGUUUCCAGAAUGAACCUGGUAUGAGAUGUCCUUUGAUGGUUUAUUUGCUAAGAGGGAAUUUUGGUUAUUGUAUGCAUGGUUCAUUGUUGCCAAGGAAUACAUAAGAGAAAAAGCAUCUUUAUAUACAGGUUUCUUUGGAAGAGACCACAGACUGAAAAGAGAAACUGAUUUUUUUUUUCAUACUGCCACGUUUUUUUAAAUGCUAGGAAAAGCGCUAUGGAGAGUAAGUUAUAUACUGUGACCACAGCAAAGUGAGUCUUCAACUGUGCGGUGCCUGUGCUCACUUACGUCAGAGCUAUUUAUUCACUGCCGCCUUUAAAGCUAUGUAUUCACUGAAAACAUGACAGGGUUGUAGUGCCUUAGCAAAUGAAGUUGUGAUUUUAAGACAGUAAAGUGCCUUUCUGCUGUAGCACACAGUAUAACUGUUCCAGUGUCCCGCUGAUACUUGUUCUUAUUCAAUAAAUCUCUCAAAAGAC